Molecule: messenger RNA, 1587 nt
Organism: Triticum dicoccoides
Lineage: Eukaryota; Viridiplantae; Streptophyta; Magnoliopsida; Poales; Poaceae
Product: protein FAR1-RELATED SEQUENCE 5-like
Exons: 3
Coding region: 1-1587 (528 amino acids)
Biological process (GO): regulation of DNA-templated transcription
Molecular function (GO): zinc ion binding
Source: RefSeq, a predicted model, not a curated record
AUGUCGUACAUACCAGCGGACGUCACGAACCUAAAGGCGAAAUACAGAAGAGAGAGCAGGUUGGCUGACGUCGAAGACGCAAUAGCUUACUUUGAAGAUAAAUCAAGGGAAGACAGUGAUUUCUUCUACAGGAUAAGAUUGGACGACGAGGACCGUGUCAGAAACAUGUACUGGGUGGAUGGUGCUGCAAGAAGAGCGUAUAGGCAUUUCCAUGAUUGCAUUUCCUUCGAUGCAACGUAUCUCACUAAUAUGUACAAGAUGUCGUGCGCUCCAUUCAUAGGAAUAAACAACCAUAAUCAGUCAUUGCAGUUCGGGUGCGGCCUCGUUCGGAACGAAGAUACCGAUGGUUACACGUGGCUCUUCAAAAACUUCUUGGAGUGCAUGGGUGUAGUUGCUCCGAUGAACAUAAUUACAAACCAGGAUUUCAGCAUGCGAGCAGGCAUUCAGGAGGUGUUUCCCUUGGCAGUGCAUAGGCACUGCAGGUGGCAUAUCAUUAAGAAGGCUGAGGAGGCACUAGGACCAUUUUUUGCUGACCGUCCGGAGCUGCACAAGGCGUUCGAGUUGUGCGUGGACCACAGUUUGACGGUGGAGGAGUUUGAGAGGAGCUGGACGGCUAUUAUUGAAACUUACCAGACUACUCAGCACAACAAGGGGUUCAAUGCUGUGUUGAAGCGGUACAUCAGCCCUGGCAACUCAUUGUUGCAGUUUGCCAAGCAGUACACAGCUUUGCAGAACAAAAUAUUAGGAGCAGAACUACAACAAGAGGCAAACACUGCACUGAAGCAGCCUAAGUUGCUAACAUAUUUACCGAUGGAGAGGCAUAUGAGCAAGAUAUAUACCGGCGCGAUUUUUAACAAGUUCCAAGAAGAAUUAAAGCGUGCCAGCAUGUACACGGCUUACAGGCUUGACGAACACACGUUCAAGGUGUGUUCUCUAAUGGGCAUGUCCUAUUCGGAACCCGAAGACCCGAACAAGGGAAGGAACUACUUUAUCAAGGCGUCUAUAGACGAAGGCGAGUACUACUGCGAGUGCUGCAAGUUCGAACGGGACGGUAUUGUGUGUUGUCACAUACUGAAAGUGAUGGACAUGCUUGCGGUCACGCGCAUGCCACGCCAUUUCAUACGACGGCGAUGGACUUGGGACGCCGACGAAUUGUUGGGGCCACAAACAUCAGACACUGUUUUGGCGGUGCAUGAGGACAGGCCAAAGGCGACCAUGGAAGCCGUGAGACACGUUGUGUUGACCAAGAACUAUGCAGAACUAAUAGACGAAGCAUGCAAGUGUGACGAGACAGCUAGGGUGGCAGAAAAACACAGAAAGGCCCUGAAAAGAGAGCUUGAUGAGAUCAAAAAGCGGAAGGACGAAGAAGCCUUACACAGGUCCCCCCGCACCUCAAGUGUGCCUUCAUCCACGGGUCCUUCCUCUGAAAACUUCGAGAUAGGUUCUGGGACAGCAAGCACACAAACCCAGGUCAGGAACCCGCCCCGUUCCGUCACAAAAGGGCGCCCAAAAGAGGUGAGAUACAAGUCAGGGCUGGAAAUUCAAGCAAAAUUCAAGAAACCGAAAAAGGGGACGGGAAAUACUUAG